AUGGCCGAUCCCGACACCGGGGAGCACGACUUCCGUCUCUUUCCCGUGGUGCUGAAGACCGUCCGACCGAUGGCCAUCGAGGAUGAGGAUGUGUCGGAUCGCCCGCCAGAAGAUCGUGACGCCAUCAUGGAGCACCUGAAGCAGCGUGUGAACGACCUGAUCCGACAGGCGCACCGGGAGUGGCUUGAACGCAAUCCCGACGAUGUGGGGGACCCCCCGCGCCCGUUGAUUCGCCUGCGCGUGACCAUUGGCGACAAGCACCUUUUCAAUGUCUUCCGGUUUGGACAGCAGUUUGCCAACAGCGUGGCCAACCCUUCAAACAUCAUCCAACUCACGACCAAGCGCCGUGCGGCCACCCGAGCCAAGCGCAAUGUCGCGGCCAUGCGUGCCCGUUCCGGAGCCGGCGCCAGUACUGCCGAGCCCGUCUUCGAUGAGGAGUCCCUCCGCCCGGCCGAGCUGGAUCCCUCCAGCAUCAAGGACUUCCUGCGGACCAUCCUCCUGCCGGCCGGGGCGGCUGUCGCAGCCGGAGCGGGUGCCGGUCCUUCGGACACCAGGUCCCUCUUCGGAUUUGCUUUCCGCCGGGCCGGGUGA
This is a messenger RNA of Fonticula alba, 591 nucleotides long. RefSeq lists its product as hypothetical. Gene Ontology annotation, biological process: double-strand break repair via nonhomologous end joining; mitotic G2 DNA damage checkpoint signaling; meiotic DNA double-strand break formation. NCBI's taxonomy places the organism in Eukaryota, Rotosphaerida, Fonticulaceae. Gene Ontology annotation, cellular component: Mre11 complex; nucleus. The record is from RefSeq and is a predicted model, not a curated record. Bases 1 to 591 code for a protein of 196 amino acids. Gene Ontology annotation, molecular function: endonuclease activity; manganese ion binding. The transcript has 4 exons.